UCGUGUGCUUAGUGCUCAUCUCAUAUCACUCAUUGUUGAUUGUGUAUAGUGUCUUGUAUGCGCGACGGGUCGUCACUUCGAACACUCACGAAAUUUCAAAACAAAAUAUGUCUGAAAGGAAACCCCAGCAAGGCUCCCAAGCCGAUCAAAAAGAGAAGAAAAGGAAAGAAAGUAUAUUAGACUUGUCAAAGUAUUUAGAAAAGAACAUCAGAGUCAAGUUUGCUGGUGGAAGGGAAGCCUCAGGUAUCCUUAAAGGAUAUGAUCCUUUGCUUAAUCUUGUACUGGAUAAUACAACAGAAUAUCUCAGAGAUCCUGAUGAUCCGUACAAGCUUAAUCAAGACACUCGAGCACUUGGGCUUGUUGUAUGUCGAGGUACAUCAGUUGUUCUUAUUUGUCCAGUUGAUGGUAUGGAGUCCAUUCCGAAUCCAUUUGUUGCACAAGAAGGGUGAUUUGUGCUGAAUGACAUUCUUUUUCUGACAUUCAUUGACAUUUUUUUAUAUCUACAUUUAAUUAUUAUGAGGAUUAUUUGAAGAAAAUGUACAUAGGUAUAAUAAGAAAAAUAAGAUAUCAAAAUUCAUAAGUAAAAAUAUUGAUACCAGAA
Molecule: messenger RNA, 601 nt
Organism: Phymastichus coffea
Lineage: Eukaryota; Metazoa; Arthropoda; Insecta; Hymenoptera; Eulophidae
Gene: LSm7
Product: U6 snRNA-associated Sm-like protein LSm7
Exons: 4
Coding region: 108-449 (113 amino acids)
Biological process (GO): mRNA splicing, via spliceosome; nuclear-transcribed mRNA catabolic process
Cellular component (GO): U12-type spliceosomal complex; Lsm1-7-Pat1 complex; catalytic step 2 spliceosome
Molecular function (GO): RNA binding
Source: RefSeq, a predicted model, not a curated record